UGCGUUGAAAUUACUUUUGUCUGAUUUACGGGAUAAAUACAAAAUCGACUACAUAUUGACGUAUCGCCUAAAUCAAGAUGUUUUGGAAAAUUUUUUUGGCAUUAUUAGAUCGAAAGGAGGGCUUCACGACCACCCUGACCGCCAAGAGUUUAAAUAUAGGCUGCGGUCAUACAUACUUGGGCACAACGAAGGUGUAUUGUCUGAAGGAGGGAACGUUGAGGUCGACGACACCCCAGACUUAGAAGGGAAUUAUUUAUCUCUAACCGGUAACAUGUUUCAACGGGUCUCAGUUGAGAUGAACUCCACUGAUGUAUCUGAGCAAAGUGAAGAUUUAGAAGUCCUGAACAUCGACGGUUUGGAGAAUUUGGCAGGAUACAUCUGCCACAAACUUGGAAAAGAUAAUCCGGAAAUCUGCAUGAAUCCAGAAACUGAUUCGUCAUAUACUUGGGUGAAUCAUGUUUCUGAAGGAGGACUUUCAAAGCCAACUGAUAUGUUGAUGGAGCAUAUGAAAGCACUGCUAGCAGUUUUUGAUGAGGUGAAUGGCAGUGAAUUGUAUAUAUGUAAAGAUUAUCUUAAGAAACACUUAGACCUAAGUAGUCAUGUAAAUUGUAGUCAAAAAGUAAAAGAACUGUUUUUUAGAGCUAGAAUGUAUUUCAGAAUCCGAUCACAAAAUAAGUCUAUUGUAGAAAAUCAAUACAGUAAAAAGCGUAAAUUGAAUAAAACAGUAACUUGAAUUCCCAAACUUAAACUAUUUUUUAU
Molecule: messenger RNA, 759 nt
Organism: Rhagoletis pomonella (apple maggot)
Lineage: Eukaryota; Metazoa; Arthropoda; Insecta; Diptera; Tephritidae
Exons: 2
Coding region: 272-733 (153 amino acids)
Source: RefSeq, a predicted model, not a curated record